GUGACCUGCGAACCUCAGGCCAGACGGCAACUUCAAGGCGCUGCAGUCCAGUCCUAUCAUGCCGUGAACAGUGCCAGUGCUGCCAACAAGGCUGCCUGUGUCUGUCUAUCCAUCCAGGAACACACACACACACACACACACACACACACACACACACACACACACACACACACACACACACCGUCUCCCGCACGGGUUCUUGGAGCCUUCUUAUAUACCGUUUCUCAAUCCUCGUUCUAUGACUUACGAUACCUGCCGCGUCUCGGAGCGUUCGCGAGUUGGGAAGGCCAAUGGCGCCACGACCACUGAAACGCCAGAAAACGAACCCUACCGAAGACUCUAAGACUGAUGCAACCCAGACGCAAGCCGCCAAUGUACCCCUUCCUACAGACGCAUCGCCUAAUAUACCCGAAUCAAAAUCAGGGAACACGAGCCAGCAAGGACAAAGACCGCAGUCCUGGAUUGCCCUGACAUGGCCCCGUAAGGCCGCACCAUUGGCAGAGGUCGCUCGAGAGAGCGUAUCGUCUGCCAGUAGCGUCGCUAAAGAGACAGCGUCAAUCAUCAAAGACAAAGCCAAAACAUCGAGGUCGCCAUCUCUGGCAAUGACUCUGGGAAGAUCGAGUGCCAAUCGAUCGCGUCCUGUUGAUGCUACAACUACGAUAGUUAACGCCACUUCCGAAUCAUCCUCGCCAAAUGUCAAGAAGAGCUCGUCUUCGGACGUUGCAACUGAUGUCCGCCAUGAAAGCACAACCGAUGACUCUUCGAAUAGCACUCAGCAACGGCGCGAGAAGGCUAUCAGGGCGGACAGCGACCCGCCACAGUCCACAGAGGAUGCGAAAAGUGCUGCCACGGACAACCAAGCGCACGAAUCUCAGAGUACAUGGUUGGGUUGGUUGUCAAGAAAAGAUGGUGGCAAUGUAUCGGGUCAGACAGAACCACACGAGCAACACCCCGAAUCUCGGUCGUCAACGACAGUAGCCCCAACAGCGGCUACCCAGACAAGAUACACUGAGGAAGCCCAGCCGCCUACCGAAGAUGAGCUAAAGGAAACCGUGAAUGCGAACAACAAGCGGAGUUGGUUUCAGAUGUGGUCCAGCGGCAGCCCGGACUCAAUGAGUAAAAAGGAGGAAACCGCUGCGCCACCUUCUGCGGCCGACCGACCUGAGCAAGCGAAGGGGCCUUCCACAAGUCGGGAAGUUCCUCUGCCUGACACGGCUCAAACGAAGACAUCUUCUCAAGCAUCUUCAUUGGAGACCUCCCCACCGCCGGUUCUGCCCGAAGAUGGCACGAAGUCCUCUGGCUGGGUAUUUUGGUCUCGGGAUCGAAAGGGACUCUCGUCAACAAGGCCGGAAAAUGAACCGCAUGUGGGAGAGAUUGCAGUGUCAAAUACACCUUCUCAGACAAGACCUAGACGUGCUUCGAUAUCUUUGCAGGACGAGGCCACCAAACCCGUCGUGGAACCACCCCUCCGCGCAGAGCAGUCCAAAGAUGUUGCUGCGCAGAACUCGACGACUCCCAAAUCUGUGGCACAACAAACACCAAAGGCUUACAAGCCAAAGAAGAAGCCUGUUGAUUCAGUCAAAGAUUCAACUACCAAAGUGGAGUCUCCAAAUGCAGCAGCGGUGGUAAGAGAUCCAGUUGAGGUCGGCACUCCGCGCACAGCAUCACCAGCUCCAUCAAAGGAGUCCCCGAAUCUGUUGCUCCCACCGAUCAAGGAGACUUUAAGUUACGAAGAAACACCUUCGCUGUUGCAGCAGCUUACUAGGCUUCUUUAUUACACGAAGGAGCCUGAGCUCAAGCACGUUUCCCUUGUCAGAGAUCCCCCGCGAAUCAGAAAUGCCCUCGCCAUUGGCGUGCAUGGAUAUUUCCCUGCGCCUCUUAUCCGUACCGUUCUUGGUCAGCCUACUGGCACGUCUAUCAAAUUCGCAGACAUGGCGGCGAAAUGUAUCAAAAACUGGACUCGAAGUCAAGGCUAUGAUUGCGAAGUCAAGAGCGCCGCUCUCGAGGGUGAGGGCCGCAUCGCAGAACGAGUGGAGCUGUUGUGGAAGCUGUUGCUCAACUGGAUUGACGAAAUACGUCGCUCCGAUUUUGUCAUGGUUGCAUGCCACAGCCAAGGGGUUCCGGUAGCAAUCAUGCUGGUUGCGAAACUGCUACAGUUUGGAUGUAUCAGUUCUGCACGGGUAGGUAUCUGCGCCAUGGCUGGCGUGAACCUGGGCCCCUUUCAAGAAUACAAGUCCCGUUGGAUCAGUGGUUCAGCUGGAGAACUGUUUGAGUUUUCGGAUCCCGACAGCAAAGUUUCGAAAGCUUACCAUGCCGCCAUUGAAGAGGUGUUGAGGUCUGGGCUUGUCAAGGUGACUUUUGUUGGUAGCAUUGACGACCAACUCGUGUCACUAGAGUCGUCCAUCUUUGCGCCACUAUCUCAUCCUCACAUCUACAGAGCGGUAUUCAUCGACUCUCGGAUCCACGCCCCGAACUUUUUGUCCCAUUUGGUUGGGUUUGCGCUGAAACUGCGCAAUGUUGGUGUCCCCGAUCAUGGACUGCUCAGAGAGUUGUCGUCACCUCUGGCGGGGAGUUUGUAUUCCGGGGAAGGCCAUUCAAGGAUUUAUGAAGACGAUGCCGUCUACGACAUCGCGAUUUCGUUUGCGUUGGAGACGACCUCGCUCAAAGAUGUGCCGCUCACCAGGCGACAGACUAGCAACAGCAACAGCUCCAACCCGUACAUCCUGCCAUUUGCUAUGCGAGGGAUUCUAGAGGAGGACUAUGUUAAGAAAGAACUUCAGGAGGAAGCCCGGGAAUUACUGGCCCAAUUUGACGAUUGGAGACCGACGACUAAAGCGCUCAAGGAUGUUAAGUUUCGCCUAGAAGGAAUCAGGUCAAAACUGUAGAAUAGAUCCAAAUACAGAGCAAAGUGGCAUGGCAUCGUGGGUCUGUGGACAGAUUGCACAGCCACGGCCCUCACAUUUGAUUCAAGAAGCUGCUUAUAGUCGUAGAAUUCACUCGUCUUACCGUUUGGAAGAGCCUGCAUUUCGCAUGGAAUGUGUAUAGAAGAUGCUGAAUGACUGAUUAUUGUCAGGGCAACUUGAAGCCGGG
Exophiala dermatitidis NIH/UT8656 is the source of this 3090-nucleotide messenger RNA. RefSeq lists its product as uncharacterized. Bases 291 to 2885 code for a protein of 864 amino acids. The record is from RefSeq and is a predicted model, not a curated record. The transcript has 2 exons. Lineage: Eukaryota; Fungi; Ascomycota; Eurotiomycetes; Chaetothyriales; Herpotrichiellaceae.